Pseudoliparis swirei is the source of this 2806-nucleotide messenger RNA. Its product is annotated as proline-rich transmembrane protein 2. The transcript has 5 exons. The record is from RefSeq and is a predicted model, not a curated record. Gene Ontology annotation, cellular component: membrane. NCBI's taxonomy places the organism in Eukaryota, Metazoa, Chordata, Actinopteri, Perciformes, Liparidae. Bases 923 to 1468 code for a protein of 181 amino acids.
UCUCACAAUAACUCAAAUAAAUGCCCUGUCGGAUAUUAAAACACAUUUGGGGGGACUUGAUGACAGAAAGAGUAACUUUUAUUCUUAAAUACGGAUGAAUAAAAAAAACGUGUCUCCAGCAAAAAGGGCCCUUUACUCAUCCAGGGCAAAGGGGAGGAGCUUGAGCACCACUAGGGCUCUACCUGUGCACGUGCCUGUAUAAUACAGGUAUAUAUGUAUAUAUAUACCUGUAUGUAUAUAUCUAUGUAUAUACAUGUAUAUACACAUUAUUUCAUUAAUAAAUACCCUAUGCGAAGAACCCUGCUGAGCUUUUAUUUUGAAAGCUUGUGAGAGGCACUGAUUGUAGCUUCAGUGAGCUUCACACUAGUGUAAGAUGGAUAUGAAGGAAGCUACUGUACUACACACACACACACACACACGUACUACACACACACACAUACGCACACAUACACACACACGUACUACACACACAUACACACGCACAUACACACACACACGUACUACACACACAUGCACACAUACACACACACACGUACACACAUACACACACACACACACACACACACACUCUUGGAGCCCCCACCUUCCCUUUCACCUCUUGCAGUAGAACAGAAAGCUGCUGCAGCGACGUCCCACCACUCUGCAUCACACACUCCACCAUCUUCACAGAGCAGCAGAGAGGAGGAGGAGGAGGAGAAGAAGCAGAAGAAGCAGAAGAAGCAGCAGAAGAAGCAGCAGCAGCAUCGUCUCCGUCGGGCGUUCCGAGCAGACACCUCUGUGGGGUCUUUGUGAGUCUCCUGCACCAUGAGCAGGCAGCUCCCUGAGGACUAGGACCACCAGACAGCGCCCCCUGCCUCCAGCUCCUCUUCUCCUUCGUCACCUCUUCGUCUUCAUCCUCGUGGCCACUGGUCCCAGCAGCAGCAUGGACGAGUCCCGGCAGCCCAACCAGCCAAUCAGCACGCAGCAUGAAGCGGAGGUCGACCACGCCGUGAUCUGUCAACCUGCCGGCUCUGAUAACAUGGAUCACCUGGCGGUGAUCAGCGACCGCACGGAGAACAGUAAUGGCGUCGGCCCCGUGGCGGCGGCCUCGUCUCCCACGGCGUCCUCCGUGUCUCCGAAGCUUCACGCUCACGCUAACGGCCGGUCCGGCUCGUUGGCGGCGGGCUCCCCGAGGCCCUCCCUGACCCGCCGGCCCAGCGCCUUGCCGGAGGCCCCUGGGGGCGGGGCCAAGCCGAGGGACUACCUGCUCCUGGCCAUCCUGUCCUGCUUCUGCCCGCUGUGGCCCAUCAACAUCGUGGCCCUCACCUUCUCCGUCAUGUCCCGGAACAGCCUGCAGCAGGGCAACGUGGAUGGCGCUCGCCGUUUGGGCCGCAACGCCAUGAUUCUGUCCAUCGUCGCCAUCUUGGGAGGACUCGCCAUCAUCGCCGCGGGCAUCGCCCUCAACUGGGGACUGAUUUUGAAAUCCUGAUGAAAGACAACGACUUCCAGACCGACUCGACACCUCCUGAAGCAGACCUCCUGAAGCAGACCUCCUGAAGCAGACCUCCUGAAGCAGACCUCCUGAAGCAGACCUCCUGAAGCAGACCUCCUGAAGCAGACCUUCUGAAGCAGACCUCCUGAAGCAGACCUUCUGAAGUAGACCUCCUGAAGCAGACCUCCCGUCUUGCGGUUAGUCUCCGGUCCGAGGAGAAGAGGACCUCAGGUCUCCUCCAGAGGGUCCAGGUGGGGGAACCGGGUCCACUUUGGGGAUGCCAAAUGGUGAGAGACCUGUUGAACUGAACAUUGGACCCCGGACCUGAAAGCUGCUGACUCAACGGACAUCUUCAAACCAGAUGCAGUUUCAUCUUCAUCUUCACUGGACAUGUCUGACAUGUUUUACAUUUUAAUCUCCAGAUGUUUCUGUUUGUUUCUAUUUUUUUUAAUGGGUUGUUGUUGUUGUUAUUGUUUUGUUCGUCUUCAGGAUUUCAGGAAGUUUGUUGUUUUUAUUUUACACAUUUUACACAUGGUGCAGUACUCAUGGUGUACUAGUACUCAUGGUGUAGUAUUUACUGAACUGAACACUGUGAACGGAACUCAUCAAAUACAUUUACUCCAGUAAACUACACACACACACACACGACUCGUUCUGGUGUUUCAAUAUGCAAAUGAGUCUUUUGGUGUGUAAAGAUCAAAGAGGUGAAACUUCCUUGAAGCUUUGAGGUACUUGUACUUUGAUAUUUACAUGAUCUGCUUCUUUGUACUUCGACUGCGUUCAUUUCAUAUUGACAGAUUCACAUUAUUAACACAAAAUAUAAUCAGCUACUAACGAUGAUGUAAUGAUACUUAAUUAAACUACCAGCAACACCAGCACACCACAUAUACUGCACCAUGAGUACUUUGACCUCAGUACGUCAGUACUUCAGUAUACUUUGAUGUAGUUUUAUUUAUCAUGAAUGCGUAAGAGAGUAUUUAUUUACUGAAGUAUACCUUCUGAAUACUUUGUGCAAUGCAUUGUGGGAAAUCAAGAACACACUCAAAAACCUUCUUUUAAUGAUUUCACUUUUUUUAGUCCUACGAGUAGAACAAAAAAAAGUAUGACCAGUAGUGUCAGUAUAAUAACUAUAUAAACCCUCAUCAUUUAAACUAUAAUAACUAUAUAAACCCUCAUCAUUUAAACUAUAAUAACUAUAUAAACCCACAUUACUAAACUAUAAUAACUGAUUCUGGCGCUGUGGUCAUCUGGUAUAUUUAUAUUUAAACCUGUGCAUGUUUAUGACACGAUGCUUUAACACCAGAGCCCUGUAAAAAAAUAAAAAUAAUAAUAUGA